AAAUGAGUUUGUGAGAGGGGGAAGGAAGAGAGAGGAGAGAGGAGAGAGGAAAUGUGUUUUUAUGGGUUGUGAAAGAGGCAAGAGAGAGAAACUUUGUUAUUGGUUGGGCAAUGCCAACAUGACAACCCAAAAACAUCAAAAAAUGGAUGGUUAUUGGGGAUGCUCUAACACUUCCACCCCUUCUAAAGACCGAUACUGAGUUAGAUAACUGACUUUUGGUUUAGGAAACUUAUUUUAGUUAAAAGACAAAACCGGGCAAUGCAAAUCACAUGUAUUGGGCUAUGAAUUUUCUUAUUUGUGCCACACAUUUAACAAUUAGCUAAUAAAAAACAUGGGCUAUAGAUCUCCUUAUUUGUCCAACCCAUUUAACAAAUUUGCCUACUAAAAAACAAGGCAACUAGACGCUGAAGCCAUGGACACGAAACUUUAAUGGAUGAUCAUCCAUCUUGUUAAAUUCGCCUUUUUUGUGUUUGAAACUGAACCGAAUUUGGUUUUUCGGUUUAGUCAUGCCAUCUCUUCUAAAGCUGAGCCUUCACAGCCACUUUCCUAGCCAAGCUGAGCUCUUCCCACUAUCAUGCGCCCAAUGAUUAUCAAGUGCAUUUUCAGUUUCAUGAUAUGUUAUAAACAUUUUAAUAAUAAAAGAAGACUAUGAUCUACAAAUUUGUGAAUAUGAUUCCAUAAGCUUUGUUUAAAUAAAAAGACACGUCUGAUGCGCGAAGUGCGCAAGGAGUUCACGAUUCAGAAAAGCGCCUCGGAGCCUUACAGCGGUACAUUAUGCACAUUUGGGUUAAAAUUGGUCAAACUUUGUUAAAAGGUGACAUGUAAAAGCAGACAAACGGCUGAAGAAUUUUAUGAACAGUUGACUUGCUAAAAAGACUAAUGUGUAAAAUAUACGAGACAGGUGCAACUUUUGGUCUUUCAUAAAGCUUAUUCGGUUGUACAUGUGAAGUUCUUUCAUCACGCCUUGAAAGCCGGGACCUAAACGUCUAUGAGGAAGUUGAGAUCCUUGAUUCAGGUAUCUGAUACGCUAUGAUUUCAUGCAUUUACAUGACCCAAUGGAGCCAAAAAAAAAAAUGUCCAUGGGUGUAAUAAGAGACCUAAAGAGCCAACCUACUUUGGCAGAUCAACAUGGGUCUAAGAUCCAACUAUUAAACGUAAGUUAGGUUUUAAUUUAGAGCACGAUCCAUUAAGUAAUGGGCCAGAUUAGAUUAGUUCCCUAGUUGUUAAAUCCAAAUUCAGCCCAUUAAUAAUUAGGGUGAAACAAGGUCACUUGGAAUUAAUAAUUAAUUAAGUCUUCAUCGUGGAUUACAGUGCAUUUUGUGAACUGCUACAGAUCAGAUCUAUUUAGUCAACAGGUUACAGAUCAGAUCUAAUUCAUUCACAUAUUUUCUUGUUAUACACAGUUUCCUCCAUCACCAACCACCAUAUACUAACAAUGGCGGCUGAAACCAUUGCAGCUGAAAUCCUGAAAGACGUUUUGAAAACCCUGACCUCUGAAGCCUUCAACAGGUAUGAUCGGUCCAAAGGCAUUCAUUCAGAGCUGAAGAAACUAGAAACCACAUUGAUAAAGAUCCAGUCUCUGCUUAAUCAUGCUUCUCAGAAGGAAACAACUGAUGAAGCUGUUAAACAGUGGCUGAAUGAUCUCCAACACCUGGCUUACGACAUAGAUGACGUGCUUGAUGAUUUAGCAACUGAAGAUAUGCGUCGUGAGUUCGACCAGCAAUCUGGAGCCAUGACCAGCCAGGUAAGAAAGCUCAUCCCAACUUGUUGCAUCAAUUUAUCACUAAGUGAGAGGAUGCAUCCCAAGUUAGAUUAUAUAACCGCCAAAUUUGAAGAUCUAGAAAAGGAGAAGGAUCGUCUAGGUUUGAUUAAUCUAAAAGAAGAAAAACCGAAAAGACCUUAUCAGACCUCUUUGUUAGAUACAUCUGGUAUUGUUGGAAGGCAGGAGGAAAUAAAGGAAUUGCUAGUGAAGCUAUUUGAGAAUGGGUCAUGUAGUCACAACUUUAGCAUCGUGCCCAUAGUUGGUAUGGGUGGGUUAGGGAAAACCACUCUAGCAAGAAUUUUGUAUGAUGAUGCGGAAGUUAAGAAGCACUUUGAACUCAAGGCUUGGGUUAGUGUCUCAGAUCAAUUUGAUAUCUUAAAUAUAAGCAAAGUUAUCUUACAAUCUGUGAAGGGGGAGGACAAGGAAUUUGGGGAUUUAAAUCUGCUUCAAGUAGCUCUUAGAAAGAAACUUAGGGAUAAAAGAUUUUUAAUGGUAUUAGAUGAUGUUUGGAGUGAGAGCUUUGACAACUGGCAGACCCUAGUGAGCCCGUUUCAUGCAUGUGCUCCUGGUAGUAAAAUUAUAAUGACAACCCGAAAGGUGCAAUUGCUCACAAAGUUGGGUUAUGAUCAUCUAAACCAUGUGCAGACUCUCUCACAUGACGAUGCUGUUACCUUAUUUGCUCAACAUGCGUUGGGUGCAAAUAACUUUGAUUCGCAUCUAAUUCUAAAACAAUAUGGUGAAGGCAUCGUGAAAAAAUGUGAUGGCUUGCCUUUGGCUUUAACAGUACUCGGACGGUUAUUGACGACCAAGACUGAAGAAGAAGAGUGGAAGGAGCUGUUGAAUAAUGAGAUUUGGAGUUUAGGAGAAAAAGAUGAGAUUGUCCCAGCUCUUAGACUUAGCUACAAUGAUCUUUCUGCAUGUUUGAAGCAGUUGUUUGCGUAUUGCUCUUUGUUCCCCAAGAACUAUGUGUUUAACAAAGAACUGUUGAUUUUACUUUGGAUGGCGGAAGGUUUUUUGAACCCGUCAUCUUCCAACAAGUCACUGGAACGGUUAGGUCUUGAAUAUUUUGAAGAGUUGGUGUCAAGGUCAUUCUUUCAACAUGCACCUAAUAACAAAAAUUCAUUUGUUAUGCAUGAUUUGCUGAGUGACUUGGCUACAUCCGUUGCUAGGGAAUUCUUUUUUAGAUUUGACGAUGAAAUGGUGAAAGAUGUUAGGAAGGAGGCCUUGGAAAAGUGUCGCCAUAUGUCAUUUGUUAGUGACCAAUAUGUAGUUUACUCAAAGUUCGAUCCAUUCACAAGAGCUAAAAGUUUGAGAACAUUCUUAUCCUUAAACGAAAUAGGUAGUUUUGAAAAGUUCUACUUAUCUAGUAAGAUUCUAGUUGACUUACUUCCCGGAUUACCAAUGUUAAGGGUUCUACGUUUGAAUAAUUUAUGCAUCAGCAAGGUGCCAGAGACCAUUGGCAGUUUGAAGCAUCUCCGGUAUCUUAAUUUAUCUAAAAACCCAAUCACACAUUUACCAGAAAGUGUUGGCAAUCUCUACAAUUUGCAAACAUUACUCCUUACUUGUUGUAGUGACUUAAUUAAGUUGCCCAACAGCUUCUCAAAGCUUAAAAACUUGCGGCAUUUGAACAUUUACGGAACUCCGCUUUUGAAUAAGUUACCUCUGUGGAUUGGCCAAUUGAAAAGCCUACAGACUCUCACCAAGAUCAUUGUUGGAGGAGAUAAUGACCUUGCAAUAACCAAGAUUAAAGACCUUACAGUUUUUUUGGGGUGGAUUCACAUCAAGGGGCUGGACAAAGUGGAAAUGUCAAUGCAUGCACAAGAGGCAAACUUAUUGCAUAACAGGUUUGCUUUCUUAGAACUAGAAUGGAGUGAUGUGUUUGAUGGUUCUCGAAACGAGUCUCUUGAAAAGGAGGUCCUCUGUGGGUUGAAGCCUAAUAGUGCUAGUUUGACACUCCUUCACAUAGUUUCAUACGGGGGUAUAGAAUUUCCUAAUUGGGUUGGGGAUCCAUCGUUUCUUCAGUUGACUGAGGUGCGUAUACAUGGCUGUAAAAACUGUACAUCUUUACCACCACUUGGCCAGUUACCAUCACUCAAGAAGUUGUUUAUUGAAGACAUGGAUGAGGUGAAAGCUAUGGGUUCAGAGUUAGUAGGGACUGGUCUUCCAUUCCCUUCACUUGAAGUUCUUAAAUUAAAAAAUAUGAAGAGGUUGGAAGUAUGGUUAACCAAUAAUGGGGUUGUGCCGUUUCCAUGCCUUAAAAAGCUUGUUGUAAGAAAUUGUCCUAAUUUGGUUCAAGUGUCACCUGAAGCUCUACCUUAUUUGAAUAUUCUAAAAGUAUCUGAAUGUGAUAGCGCUGUGUUGAGAAGCUUGGUUCAAGUAGCUUCAGGAGUUGUGGAUUUGCAAAUAGAAAGUAUUUCAGGGCUUGAUGAUGUGGUGUGGAGAGGUGUUAUAGAGUAUCUUGGAGCAGUCGACUAUUUGACCAUAAAAAAGUGUAACGAAAUAAGAUACUUGUGGGAGUCGAUGGCUAGUAAGGCUCUUAUACAUUUAAGGUAUUUGGAUGUACGGAAAUGUCAAAAGUUGGUGAGAUUAGGAGAGAAAGAGGAAGGGGAUAGUUGUGGGAGCAACGUCAUAACAACUCUUAGUUCAUUAAAGAUACAAAAAUGUGAGAGUAUGGAGCAUUGUAGGUGUCCAAAUAACAUUGAGGAGUUGGACAUCUCAGAUUGUCCUUCCAUUACAUCUAUUUCAUUUCUUACAACAGCUGGAGGGCAGAAGCUCAAGAAUCUUUUCAUUAAAGAUUGUGACAAACUGUUAGAAAAGGAGCUGCUAAUAUUUGGAGGGGAUAACACUAGGGUGCUUGUCAACAACACAAGCAUGCCAAUGCUUCAAAGUGUAAGUAUAAUCAGAUGGCCAAAUCUGACAAAGAUCAUUGAAUUGAAGCAGUUGAUUCACCUUACCUCCCUGGCGAUAGGGAGUUGUCCAAAUAUGGAGUCAUUUCCUGACCACGAGCUGCCUUGUCUCACCUCCUUAACCAACCUGGUAAUAUACAAUUGCCCAGGUGCAGAUGCUUCCUUUCCUCGUGGGUUUUGGCCUCCCAAUCUGCAAAGCCUUAAAAUAGGGGGGUUGAAGAAGCCCAUCUUAGAGUGGGGACCACAGAAUUUCCCAACCUGAGAUUCAGAUGAAGAUGAUGUGAGUAGAUGCAGUCAGUUGUCUUAUCUUCUUCCUUCAUCUCUUACUUAUCUUGGGUUAAUUGGCUUUGAGAAACUGAAAUCAGUUUCUUCAGUGGGACUCCAACACCUCACCUCCCUCCAACAUCUGUUAUUAUGGCAUUGCCCAAAGAUGAAGCAUCUACCAGACAUUCUGCUGCCUUCACUUUUGAGUUUAACCAUCGAUGAAUGCCGAAAUCUAGAAGGAAGGUGCAGUAGAAGAGGCUCCUAUUGGUCCCGCAUCUCUCAUAUCGCCUGCAUCAGAAUAAACGAAGGACCUUCUUCUCUUUUUGAAACUACCUGAUUGAUUUUGCUAACAUUUAACCAACAAAUUUCAUUGUUUCAAGGAUUCACUCAAAUCAAAGAUGGAUUGAUUAUAACUAGACCAAACCAUAAUUUCUUGGAGCCGUAAUUCACGCAGCAGGGACAAAAUAAAGCAUUACUUGAGAGGCCAAGUAAGGAAAUAUUGAAUAACAGGCGGUUUACAGGAGGAGCAAAUACGCAGCGAUCGAUCGAAAUUAAAUUACACAUAUCAGUCAUAUGUGUACCAGAUAUUUUGCCUGACAAUGAAGCUAGGGUUUGUGUUCAGUUCGAUUUUAACAGAUUGUUACGGCGUGUUCCAAAUCCAACGGUUCGAUUUUACAAUAGGACCUGCCAACUGUUCGACGAAAUGCCUCAGAGAACACAAGGUUUAUACACUGGGUUUUUUGAUGUUCUUAAUCUUGUUGAGCGUUGUAAAGUAAGACCUGAUCUUCAAAGUGUGGCAAAUGUCCAUGCUUUAGCAUUGAAAGUUGGUGUUGUUGCAGUAAGUGUAUUUGUUCAAAUGUUGGAGGAUGGAAUCAAGUUUGAUUCUUUAACUCUUUUGAUUGUCGUUUCAGCGGUUUUGAGAGUUGCAAAGAGAUUAGGAUAUUUAGAACUUGUUCAUAGUUUAGCUGUAUAAAAUGGUUUGCUUUCGGAUUGUGAUCUGCAAAAUGCUCUGAUCAGUUCGUACGCUAAAUAUGGUGGCUUGGGCUGCUCGGAGAGAAUGUUUCUUGAAACAGAAAUGAAAGACAAGAUUUCAUGGAACUCGACAAUAAGUGGUUGUUUAAGCAAUGAUCGGCCCGAUAAAUUUCAUUGGAUUUGGAAUUUGCAAAUUGAACAGAAGAGAAUAGGUGGUGGUUUGAAGAAUAAAAAAUUAAUGGGGUGUGGUCGACCCCCGUACCUAUGCCUUAGGUACGCCACUGGUAGGGUGGAUGAGGUGUGACUAAAGCUGUCUGAAGAGGAGGAUGUGGUGGUCCGGUGGAAAAAGAGUUUGUGGUACUAGUGCCAUUGCCGGAUGAGAAGGAGAUUGAGAGGAUUGUUUUUUUGGAGAGGAAAAAGAUGAGCUGUUGAGCAGAGGUAUAUGCCAGUGAGAAUCUGUUGGAGGAACAGAUUGAAGCUAAGACAAUGCUCAAUAUUCAGCGUUUUAUCGUCCAUAUGAUUACUUGUUGAGAGCAACAUCUCGCAUACGUGAAGCUCCUGCCUUGGUUUUCGGGACCUAAAUGUUUCAGAGUGCCUCGCGCUUUCUAAAGCAGGUGCAGAAGAUGUUUGAUUAUGCUUGCUAGUCGUACUCUUGAUUUAUCUAAUGUAGUUAUGAUCUUCGAUUUAGAUCAUGUAGCAACUCUCAAUUCAGGACCGAGGUCACCGGGUUCUCGUCGAAGACAAUCCCCCGUCAGCCCCGCCUCUCGGACGCGAUGUUCUAUCAGGCCCCGGCCGCCGCGCAGACUGACCUUCGCCCAGAAAUCAUACUGCCCCCACAUGAGAACCUCGUUGGGGUAACAGCUGGGUAAAACCGGGUUGCCCUCCGGAUCGAACCAUGCCUCGAUAGGAAACGAUCCAUCAUUAGGACCCCCCAAUGCCGCAGCCAGGAGUCGAACCGGUGACCUCCAAGGAGGAACCGGCCCAACAACCACAUGGGGAACCAAUUGUAGUUUUCUAAACACAUAUAAAUACUACGAACAUUACUUUAUAGAGGAAAAUGUUGUCAUUUAAAAGGGUAUUCUCUAUUUAUUAUUGUUCUUUGAUUAUUUGAUGAAGUAAAGUGGGGUGGUUGGAUA
This is a messenger RNA of Helianthus annuus (common sunflower), 7040 nucleotides long. RefSeq names its product putative disease resistance protein At3g14460. Gene Ontology annotation, molecular function: protein binding; ADP binding. The record is from RefSeq and is a predicted model, not a curated record. Bases 1436 to 4930 code for a protein of 1164 amino acids. NCBI's taxonomy places the organism in Eukaryota, Viridiplantae, Streptophyta, Magnoliopsida, Asterales, Asteraceae. The transcript is spliced from 5 exons. Gene Ontology annotation, biological process: defense response to other organism.